Argiope bruennichi is the source of this 1067-nucleotide messenger RNA. RefSeq lists its product as uncharacterized. The record is from RefSeq and is a predicted model, not a curated record. NCBI's taxonomy places the organism in Eukaryota, Metazoa, Arthropoda, Arachnida, Araneae, Araneidae. Bases 201 to 503 code for a protein of 100 amino acids. The transcript has 6 exons.
UGAGUUAACUGUAACUGAAUGUGCCAUUUGAAUUUUUUGAUUGUUAGUAUUUUUAUUGUUUGACAGCUAAGCGAAAAAAUUUUCAAAACAUUUUAGCAUGAAAUUUAUCACUUUUUAUUUUUAGGAAGACCUAGCUGCAUCAAAGAACUUUGCCAAUGUAAAUCUGAGAUUUAUGAAAUAGCUCGAAAUUUUUUAGAAUAAUGAGUUCAAAACCAUCUUUCCAUCAUGUAAAUGGACGUAGACCUUACGUGCCAAGACAGACUCCUGAUCCCCCACACUUGGAAGUCAUUAAAUACAUUCAUGAUUCCUGGAAAAAUAUUUGUAGAGAAAUUGAAGUAAAUCGAUCUUGUGCAGCCGAAGGAAAACCACCAACCAUUACAUACUAUUCAAGUAAUUUACCUGAAGAACAGUUUCCACGGCCAGAUUUCAAGCGUUUUGACCUGGAUGGAUUUCUAGAAAAAAGGCUUUUAGCAUUUCAAGCCAACAAGCAACAGUCUCAAUGAAGGGAAAAAAAUUAUAUGAGAAAAAAUUGUGUUGAAGCCGGCAACUGUCUAUGCAUCAAUAAAAAAAAAUAUUUUUUAAAAGCAAAAAUGUUUACUUAGUGUGGUUGGAAUGAUUUUCAGUCAUUAAUUUUUUUUUAAUUUUAUUUUAUCACUAUGAUGCAACCUGCAUCACUUUUUAGACAAAAAUUAUUUUGCUUGUAAAAGACUAUUUUUUGUACUGAUGCAAAUGCUGAAAUGCAUAUGAUAUUUGCUAGUUAUUUGUACAUUACUUUUUCUACUUUAAUAAUGAAAUUCUUCUUAUACCUGAUUCACUGAACAAGAGUUUACAUAUUUUGUGUCAUUAUUGUCAAAGUACACUAAUAUAUACAAGAGCAAUAAUAUUAAUGUUUAUUCACUGUUUACAUAACUUGAAGUUUAUGUGUUUUACUUUGUGAUAUAUUUUUCCGUGAAGGUUCAGUUGUAAAAGAAGGAAAUCGUUGUUUUUUCAUACUGUAAAUUACAGUAAUAAAAAUUGAAUCUAUGCAUCUAGUUAAAUUGUUUUUUAUUAAAAAUACUUUUAUUCCA